Messenger RNA from Stylophora pistillata, 1486 nucleotides. Its product is annotated as histone H2A. Gene Ontology annotation, cellular component: nucleosome. Gene Ontology annotation, molecular function: structural constituent of chromatin; DNA binding; protein heterodimerization activity. NCBI's taxonomy places the organism in Eukaryota, Metazoa, Cnidaria, Anthozoa, Scleractinia, Pocilloporidae. The record is from RefSeq and is a predicted model, not a curated record.
UGGUUAAUCUCAAAGAUGAAUAGAUUGGCAGCGAAACUCAUUUUGUAUUUAUAACAGAAUAAAGGGAUCUAUUACCAUACGGAUCGAAAGUCUCGAUCAUUGAUUGGCUAGUUGUUAUAAUGACCCCAAGGUCAAUAAAAGAAUUGUGUAAACCACACCAAACUCAAUAUGAUUGGUGCCUUUCGAUCCCUCCAGCAUAUCUAACGAACUCUAGAUAUCAGACUUUUCUCGUGAAUCGUUAUUCUGAUAGCUGACAGUUAAAGCAUUUUACGACAAACAUGUCUGGUCGCGGUAAAGGUAAAGCUAAGGGCACUAAGUCCAAAAGCCGCUCAUCCCGAGCAGGGCUUCAAUUCCCAGUUGGUCGAAUCCACCGUCUUCUCCGCAAAGGCAAUUACGCUGAGCGAGUUGGCGCAGGUGCUCCAGUAUACUUGGCUGCUGUUCUGGAAUAUUUGAGCGCUGAGAUCCUCGAGUUGGCGGGCAACGCUGCUCGCGACAACAAGAAAACCAGAAUUAUUCCCCGUCACCUUCAGCUGGCUGUGCGUAAUGACGAGGAGUUGAACAAACUGCUCGCUGGUGUCACCAUCGCACAGGGAGGUGUUCUUCCCAACAUCCAAGCGGUACUUCUGCCCAAGAAGACAGAGAAGAAACCCAAGGCAUAAAUUAGCCUUGGCCAUUUUUAAAAAACGGCUCUCUUAGGAGCCACCAGAUAAUACAAAAGUCUUGACUAACUACAUAAGUUGCUAACUUUUUUAAGAAUUUCUAGCUGAUAACAACGUCAGCUGGAGUCAUUUCAAUACUCUUCCUUGCUAUUUCAUUGAUGGACUGAUAACUUACGAGGCCUUGAAUUAGGGUGAGGGAGAGAUUAACUUCCUAAAAGGAUUCAAACGCAUACUCGAAUGAUCCAGGACAUUUUAGCUUCUGAAUAAAUAAAAAGAGAAUUUCAUUGCUUCGAACGAUUUAUGCUUCUGUACCUGAAUCAUUAACGGUCACAACAGCCGCGCCAUUUUUACUGUUACUAUUGAUACAAUUGAUAAUUUCUUGGGACAUUAAAGUUCGUCUGAUUUUAAUUCUAUAGGGGAAGGGGAGUAACCUUAACUAGCCACUCUAUAUUUAAAAUUUGUGCGCUUUAAGAGUGCAAGCAAAAUAACACGAAGGUAGAAGACUUGUUUGUGGGCAAAUUUUUUUCCUUUGAUUGGUGACGUGAACUCCAAGGUUAACAUGACAUGAAAGUAUUUGAACUAUGUUAUUUAUAGGUUGUAUGAAAAUUUUAGAUAAAGAAACAGAGUUAGUGAGAAAAAAAAAAAACAAACAAACAAAAAGCGAGUUUGGGGACCUAUGUUAUGCUGACGUGCAAUAUUCUCUUCAACGUGCUUCUGCCCCAUAUCGUGACGCGCUCGGAAUGUGACCGCAUUUAUUGGUUAUGACUUUUCUUAUCUUUGGUGGCUCCCAGAGGAGCCGUUUGUUUAGUUUCAGGAGAGUCUUUCUA